Molecule: messenger RNA, 2745 nt
Organism: Branchiostoma belcheri (Belcher's lancelet)
Lineage: Eukaryota; Metazoa; Chordata; Leptocardii; Amphioxiformes; Branchiostomatidae
Exons: 2
Coding region: 1-2745 (914 amino acids)
Source: RefSeq, a predicted model, not a curated record
AUGGAGGCGGAGGAAAACUCAGAGCGAGAGGCUUUCCCACAGAUGGAGAACUUGGAGCCUGAACAAAUUGACGGCGAAAGGUGUAUGAACGAUGUGCUCCAGGCAAAUGAUGAUGUACUACGAAGGCACUCCAUACACCAUUGCUUCCAAGGGGAGUUGGAAGCAAUUUCCCCCAAACCGGAAUCCCUUCGGUUUAGAACAGACACUGAUGGCAUUACGCUUGAGCUGUCCUCCCUACUUGCCCUCCGCCCUCCAUCAGAUGUGUUUAUCGCAACAAAGUGGUGGAAACAUAAAUGUUACAGAAAACUGAUAGACAAGAUGUCUCCGCUGUGGCAAUGCGGGUCAGCAGAACUCCGUGAGUAUAGAAAACACGUUCCUGGCCUUUUCCUCUGCUCGUCCUUGUCGGGAACAAACGUAUUGUUGUGCGCAGGUUUAAAGGAAAAUGCAGACCCACAGACCACGGCAACUUUUUUCGAGGAUCUUGGCACCACUACUUUGGGGCAAUGGUUCUGCCAGCGUGUCGAUAACUUGCUGAGACGAACAUGGGACGAGCUGCGCUUGGUAGCGCCCGAAUCGCACACUCUCCUCAACAACAUGGUCGGACUGAAACUUAGUACGGGUACUCCUCUCAGAGUGUAUAGAUCUGACUGGAUACAUUUCGCCACAGCCUUUGACAAUGCCACGGGGCAUUACGCCUCCAUUGACGGAGAAGCGUGCCCAUUCGAAGUGAAAAUACUUAUCGAAUGUUUUGGACAGAAGAUGAGCCACAGCACCACCACCGACGCUUCUCAGUUGGACGAAGACGGAGUGUCACCGGAUGUAGAUCCACUAAAGACUCUUGUCGACUUGAGGUUGCGAAGAGAGUUCGUAGAAAGAUGCGCAGUGCACAUAGGCGUGUCUGUCGGUCUCCAAGAUCCCGACGUGUCCACACUGUGGCACCGAAAUUUGCGCUACCGGCUGUUUCCUCACGAUUGGCAGAUGUAUAGCGUCAUGGGCAUGGAUUCGGUAGCCAACAUUACUACUCGUAAGGACAGAAAACCUACAGCAGUACUGAACUGUACCUUGGUAAACGACACGUUCGAUCUCACUUUUGCUCAAGCAUAUAACCCAAUAUCUACUAAAAUGUCGGGUGGUUGGGAGGACCGGUUGACAAAUGGCCUUCCCGUCACGCUAGCAGCCGCCUCGGGUGUGGCGAUCCGCAAGGCUACAAAAUCCACACAAGACUUUGUGAAAUCAGCCAUAGACGGAACGAUACAGGGAUGUCUUCAUGAGAUUGUGAAGGACGUAAAUCCACAUGUGCUUGCUCGUUUCGAAGUAGUACUGACGUGUGAAGGAGAAAACCUCUCGGAGGAACGUACAAACGAACAGGUGAAACAUCUUGUGGCUGCACUUCGGCAGGAACUGUCCGGCACCAUUCCAGUUGUCAUACCUGUCCAUUCAAACGUCCUACGUGAGUAUGCAUCUGACAUCCUGACCCAAUUGGCCAAGCCGAUUCAUGUCGCGAAUGUGGGUACCACCCAAUGGCACUCCCGCAAUGACGUCGUCACUAUAGCAAUCUGUGAAGUCCUUCUCCGCCUCCUGUUGGUUGGACGAGUGGAAGCGCGUGAGAGAGCAUAUCUACAUAGUCUUGGGAUCAAUCCAGAAAGACCCUGGGAGGGAUUCUGCUCCCUGACCGAGCCCGACGCCACCGCGGGAUGGAAGUUGAAAGAAGAAGCCUUCAAUACAUGGGCGAGAGAGGCCGUGUUGACCGCGCCGCCAUGGUAUCUACCCUCCUACAAUGACAGCGCAAUGUUUCGGAGAAUGCACGAGACAAUACUCCUCCUCAGGCUAUCCACGUACAACGAACAAGGGGGCAGGGUGACUGGUGAGACAAUGGCAGAGAUAUACUGGAAGCACGUCAAGAAAGAGUUGACGGCGAUUAUGCUGUCCAGGAAUAUGCGGGUGUUGACAACAGCAGACGGGGGUGAUGCUCUCUUCGAUGGCACGAUAGAAGGGCGGGGUGUAAGAGUGACGGGAAAAAUCAAAGUAGAACAUUUAGCAAACAUGCUUUGUGAUGUCGAAACGCGCAACCUACCAAGGUUUUGCACAUGCGAAGCAGUGAUUGGCGAGAUAUCACGACUAGGAAUCUCAACGGACACUCUCAGACAACACUUACUAGAGGUGAUUCGGGCAGACGCCGAGUUGAGCACAUUUCCCUAUGUACAGAAACGCACCCUCAACACCAUUAAAGCCGGCUUGUUGAUACGGGUUCAAGGAGGUGAACACGUCAAUCGUGAUGUUUGCCUCCGAGCCCACUCCAUAGUGUCAGGGGACUUUGGUGCUCGGGUGCGUCAGGGGGAUCUUGGUCACUUGGUUUCUUGGGUUAUUCUGGUUAUCAACAGACUGGAAAGCGUUUGUAACGAGAACACAACAGCACUAACAAACUGUCUGGCCUAUGUAUCCGCUCUUGUCCUCCAACAGAGGGGUUUCCAACUCGACAUAUCAGCUGUCAAAGCUUUCAGGACCACCAGGAAGAUACCAGUCAGAAAACUACAACAGGCACGAAUACUCUCUGAUGGAAUGGAGGGUCGGCUUAACAGGCUCCACGAAGACAUCUUGACAAUAGCACAAAGGAGGCAUCGACGUCGUCCCGCUAUGGCCGAGCGACGCUCGUCGACAUCUUCUCUAAGCAGCGAUGAAACUAUCGUCGGGCAAUAUAUCAACGGCUCAAGGUCAAGGAGGCUAAUCUUUACGGACGAGGACUAA